AUGUUCAAGUACGUUUCGCAACUGAAGCUGGGUGGAAAUGUUUCCACGCACUCCGUGCAGCAGGAAGACAAAGAGGACUCGUUGCAGGAGGAGAAUCAGUACACGACGGAGCCAGACCAGGGCUCCAAAAGGCUGGGGGUUCUCUCGUGCAUCGGCCUCAUCUGCAACCGGAUGCUGGGGACCGGGGUUUUCGCCGUCUCAUCGACUAUCUACACAUUAAGCGGGUCAAUAGGGCUGGCACUGAUUAUGUGGGCUGUGGGCGCAAUCAUCGCCAUUUCUGGUCUGUACGUGUAUCUGGAGUUUGGAAGUGCGAUUCCACGUAACGGUGGUGAAAAGAAUUACCUCGAGCAUAUUUUCAAGAAACCGCGGUUUUUCGUCAUCUCCAUGUACGCAUCGUACGUAUUUUUCCUCGGUUGGGCUGCUAGCAACUCCGUGAACGCAGCAGUCAUGUUCCUGACAGCAGCGGAUGCGGAAAUCACCACUUGGAAACAAAGAGGCGUAGCGCUUGGAAUUCUAUCAUUCUGUUUCCUCAUCAAUGCUGUGAACGUCAAGAUCGGGCUUUACAUUCAAAACCUACUCGGAAUUUUCAAGAUCGGUAUCGUGAUAUUCAUUAGCAUCACUGGAUGGGUUGUGCUCGGAUCAAACAAGUCGUACAAGACCGAUAAUUUUCACAACGCAUUCGAGGGAACCGAAAACGCAACGGCUUACGGUGUGGUCAACGCUCUUUACAAUGUCAUUUGGUCUUUCGUCGGCUAUUCUAAUGUCAACUACGCUCUAGGAGAAGUGAAGAACCCAAUUAAAACUUUGAAGAUCGCAGGACCUACAUCGAUGAUAUUCUUGGCCAUCAUCUACAUUUUUGUGAAUAUCGCCUAUUUCGCAGUCGUCCCUAAGGAGAAACUGAUAUCCUCCAAGCUUAUUUUGGCUGCCGAUUUUUUUGACAUCGUAUUUGGUGGGCAGGCUAAGAAAGCUGCCUCCGUCAUUGUAGGACUCAGUGCCGUUGGUAAUGUUAUGUCUGUGAUCUUUUCACAAGGAAGAAUCAUACAACAAUUGGGCCGUGAAGGUGUCCUUCCAUUCUCAAAUUUCUUCGCCUCGUCGAAGCCUUUUGAUUCUCCUCUAGUAGGGCUUCUACAGCAUUUUAUCGUGUGCGUGGUUACUAUAAUCGCACCACCUCCAGGUGAUGCUUACAAUUUUAUAUUGAACUUGAUCUCCUACCCUAUGAAUGUGAUCAAUCUAGCAGUUAGCGCUGGCCUACUGUGGCUCUACUGGCAACGUCGCCAAGGCAAAAUAACGUGGAAUCCUCCGAUCAAGGCAGGCGUUGUGGUGACCACUUUCUUUAUGCUUUCGAAUGUUUACCUCGUUGUGGCUCCAUACAUCCCUCCAACGACAGGUGGCGAAACGGUGUACAAAUCUCUACCGUAUUGGACUCAUUGUGUUGUAACGUGGGGAAUAUUCGCCAUUGGCGCCCUUUACUGGCUAACAUGGGCUCAUAUUUUACCUAAGAUUGGUAAUUAUGAGUUAGUUGAUAUUGAGUUACUCGGCGACGAUGGGUUUUGGAGAAAGAAGAUUAUAAAAAAGCAGCUGGGCGAUCUGGAUUCCGCGUCUGACUCUCUUUCUUUAGGGAAAUUCGCGUCUGGUAAUAAGACUCAUUCGGAUCAGGGAUUUUAA
Messenger RNA from Lachancea nothofagi CBS 11611, 1665 nucleotides. The record is from the annotation of a GenBank genome assembly. Lineage: Eukaryota; Fungi; Ascomycota; Saccharomycetes; Saccharomycetales; Saccharomycetaceae.